GGUAAAUAGGGGACUUUGGUUGCUGUUUUUUUUCAGAAGUAGAAGGCGGAGGUGCUACUAGGCCCCAACUGUACAAGGAGAUGUUGAUAAUUUAUGGGAGAUUGAGAAAUUGAGAUCAGGAUUAAUGAAAACUCACACAAUUGGUCAUGGGUUUAUCAUGUGCAAAGGGGUUUCUAUAAUUUGUCAGAGCUACUGGACAUAAAUAUGGAUUCUGCCCAGUGACAACGUUUCAGGUUCAUGAAUAUUUUAGGCCUAAGGUUAUGUUGAAGUUGGGUGAUAUACAUAAAAACAAAUUUCAUACAAGAUAAAACAAGGGGAAGCUUUGUCUCUUGUGUCCUGCCUAAAAAGAGGCAGAAGUGAAUUAUCUCGGGCAACUUUUGCACCCGAAUCUCAUACAAUUGAUCCGGUUUGGAGGACAAACAACGGCUUUUAGUGAGGAUCUUAUUUUCAACCAUUAUUGUGGAGUCUUCGGUUAAAGGUUGCUCUCUAGGAGCUGCUAAAGGACUUGCUUUUCUUCAUGGUGCGAAAGCAAAAGUGAUUUAUCGCGAUUGCAAGACUUCUAAUGUGUUGCUAGAUUCGGACUACAACGCAAAGCUAUCAGAUUUCGGGGCUAGCCAAGGAUGGACCGAUCGGUGAUAAGAGCCAUAUCUCGACUAGAGUCAUGGGGACGUACGGAACUGCCCAAUUGGGUAAUAAGAACCAAACCAUGUCUCGACUAGAGUCAUGGGAUUUGAUCUUUUGCUGAUGUGUAUAAGCUCAUGCUACCAUGAACAAGUACGCUUGGGAACUGCCGUUGACUCCAUCAGGUUUGCCUUUUUUUACGUUUUGCCUUUGCGUAUUAGAAUAAGAAUCGCGUAUCACUCUUGGCCAAUGAACAAAUGAGUAUGUUCAGUUAUUGCGAAUGGGUCGGUAUGGUUUAUCGCAUAUCUAAAAUUGUCUAAUGGGUCAGGUAAAAAGUAUAGCUUGAAGGGAACGAGUCAAAGGGUUCAAAUUUGUCCCAAGUUUGUUUCUAAUGUGUACAACCUUCUAAAUCGUUUUUUAAACAUUCAGAUUCUUACUUAUUUACUUACUGUAAUAAUGUUGUUUUUCUAAUUAUAAUUCAAUUGCUAGGAUUUGUUCACUUAUGUUGGUGCACUACAUCUGUCGACUUCGUCUUGGAUCGAGUCUUAGACUUAGAGUGUUAGAUCAGGGCACGUUAUACGAGAAAAUAUGAUAUUGUGUGUGUGUUAGUGAAAGGUUUCGCUCAUAGGGUCAUAACCAAGUAGUUUCGCUUAUAUGGUUUCAAUUAGUUUCGCUUAUAUGUCAGCUAAAGGUUCCGCUCAUUCGGCAUGUACGCUGGAGCGAAACCUCCAGGCCUAUAAAUAAGUGUCAUUUGAGCGAAACCUGACAUACAGACCUUGUAACUCGUACCGAAGUGCUGCCGGUUCGAGAUUUGGAUGUAAAUUGUCAUAAAUCAAUGCAAAGAGGUGUUUAAAGUGAUUUCCUAGCUGUUCCUAAGUCAAAUACUUAUUUUCCGCAUCUGUAUUUGAUCAAAACUCCUCUGAACGACUCGUUCGGGUCGAAACACGAUCCUACAAGUGGUAUCAGAGCUUCAGGAGGAGGAGUUCUGCAGAGAAUAGCGGGAAUUCAUCGAAAUUUCUUUCUUCUACACCUUCUUUCAUCAGUUCAGGAAGUUUUACCGGUUAAAAUUGGAUCAAAAUUUCACGGAUUGUGCAUAAUAGGAUAUAGACAAACCCUGGAAAGUUUGGUGUUGAAAUUCGAACUAAACAUGGGUCAAAAUUACUUCCGAGUAGGUUCCGCUUUUACGGACAUUCCAUAGUUUCGCUCCUGUGAUAGUGCUAGUCUCGCUCAUAGCUACACAUAUUCAGAGGUUCCGCUCCAAAGAACAAUGACUUUCCCUCUUAUGUCAUCAAAUCAGAGGUUCCGCUCCAUGUUUUAAGUACUUUCGCUCCAGUGUCAAAGUAUGGUUUCGCUUAUUGGAAAAUUCUAGUUUCGUUCCAGUGAACAUCAAGUUGUUUCGCUCAUUUGUACCUUGUGGUUUCGCUCUUUGAACAACUUUUGUUUCGCUUUUUUGAACACCACAACAUUCUGGUUUCGCUUUUAAGAACAGUUGGAUUAAUUGUUAAAAUUUGAAAAUGGACGAGGAAUUUUACUACGCAUUUGCUACUCCGGUUACCCCAAUCACUGUUGCACAAACCACAAUGCUCGAAAACGAAACGGGAACAAAGCAAAAACCACCCAAACUAUUGAACAUUGAAGAAUAUAAAGGAUGGGAGGGUCGUUUUGAGAACUGGGUACAAGCUAACUACUUAGAUGCAUGGGAGUGUGUGGAAACCAAGUAUGUGAGACCAUUAAACGAUGAUGAAGAGGAAGUCGCGAUAAAAGACAUGAGUGCCGAUGACAAAAAGAAGUAUAAAAUGAGAAAAUGAUGUUAAGCCUGCUACAACAAGCUGUGAAGGAAGAUAUUAUGGUUCUGCUACAACACAACGAAAGUUCAUAUUCAAUCUGGAAAGCUUUGCGAUCAAAGUUUGUUGGUAGUCAAGAAAUGGUGAAAAAUAAGAAGUCGCUUUUGAAAAAGGAGUUUGAUUUUUUUAGAGUAUUGAAGAAUGAAAGCACAAAACAAAUCAUUGAGAGAUAUUGUAACUUGUUAGUGAACAUGAAGAGAUUAAGCAUCAACAAAGACAAUGAAGAGUUAAUUGAAAAGCUUGCUGAUGCUUUACCGCAUGAGACUUGGGGAACAUAUCUGAUGAUGCUCAGGAAUAAAAAGGGUUUCAGUACGCUAACCUUGAGCAAAUUCAUUGAGAAAUUAGAAGCUCAAGAAAUGGAACAAAGAAAGAUCGUUCGGAUGAAAGAUUUUGAUGGUGAACAGGAUAUUGGGUUGUAUUACAAAGUAGGGGUGAAUGAAAAGUCUACAAAUCUAUCUCCGAAAAUAGAAACUGCUUACAGUACCAAGAAUUCUCCUGGAAGUCCAUCAUCAGGAUCAAACAGCAAAACAAGUUUCACAUCAUUUCCAUCUUUUGAUCCGAACAUUUCAGCAACUAAAAAUGGAAGAAAACUUCAAUGCAAUAUUGUAUUAAAUCUUGAAAGUGAUCAAGAUUAUUCUGAGGAAGUUGCUAAAAGUCAAAUGUCUUUAUUAGGAAUGGUUUUAGAGUCUUAUAGUUGUUUUGUUGCAGGUCGUAUCGGAAAUCCAAUGCUAACAAAGGAAGAUUACGACCAGAUAGAUGCUGAAGAGAUGGAGCUGAUGGACAUAAAGUGGUGUUUGGCUAGUGUAUUACUGAGAGCUGAGAAAUUCAAGCAAAUCACGAGGAGAGAUGAUCUUGGUGAGGCUAAUGUUUCUACUUUAGGUUUUGACAAAUCUAAAGUCACUUGUUUUCGUUGCAGGGAAAAAGGUCACUUCAAGAGGGAGUGCACCAACCGUGAAGCAAGUGGAGCUCAGAAUCCUUUCAACAACAACAGUGAUUACUAUCGAAAAGCCAUCUACCAUCAGGUUGCUCAACAACCAUCUCAACAGCAUCAACAUCAAGCACAAACCGCACAUGGUAGACCCAUAAUUGAAGAUUCUAGAAAGAGAGCCUGCAUGGUUAAUCAGGAAGAAAAGAAGUCGUUCAACUGGGAUAAAUACGUUUUAGUUGAUGGAAAAGCUUGUUUAAUUGAUCAAGAUGAUGAAAAGUUACCCGAGGGUUUUAGCUGGGAAAAUUUCUCUUGGGAUAACUAUAUUCCUGAUCAAGCUACAGCUUACACUGCUUUUGUUGCCAAAGUUGAAGAUGAAAGUGAUGAUGAUACUGAGUAUUAUGCCAGACAAAUGGAAAAGCAUUUGAAGAUGAUGGCAGAAAGUGACAGUGAAGACGAGAAGGCAAAGAAGAAAAAGAAGAAGAUAAAGACACCGGUUAGCAGCGAUGAUGAGACAGUACCAGUAUUGAGAAGAAAGGUGAAAGUAAUUCCAAAGUUCGAGAUUCACGAAGAAGCCAUUGCAAAGAAAAGUCCAAUAACUUGUGAAAAUUGUGAAGCUGAUUUAUCCGACGGCUAA
Helianthus annuus (common sunflower) is the source of this 4027-nucleotide messenger RNA. RefSeq lists its product as uncharacterized. The record is from RefSeq and is a predicted model, not a curated record. The transcript is spliced from 8 exons. Gene Ontology annotation, molecular function: zinc ion binding; nucleic acid binding. Bases 2426 to 4027 code for a protein of 533 amino acids. Lineage: Eukaryota; Viridiplantae; Streptophyta; Magnoliopsida; Asterales; Asteraceae.